GUUGCCUUAUCCCCUUAUCAUUUAAUACAUUUAAUAUCAACAAAAUAAAAACACAAAAUGACGACGACAACGACAGUGAUCAGUCGCUUUCGUUUUCAUUUUCAGUUCGCGAGUUUAUUUGACCAAAAUAACACAAAAGUUGUAGGUGGUGCGUGUAAUAAAAUUAUACGAAUCAAUGAACAGUGAGAUAGAGAUUUCGUGGCUUUACUAAAAAAUUACAAAUUAAAAUUAAAAUUUUUAUGCAUAGGUACUCCCUAAAUAAAAUAAUGCAAUUGUUGCUCUUAUUGUUCAGAUAAAUUUACAAAAAAAAGGUUGCUUAAAAGAAUUAAUUCAUAUUAAGUUAGUUAAGCUACUUAACAUAACUAAUUGGCAAAUAACAGCUACAUUUUAAUUGAAUUCAAUUUGUUUUAUAACUUGCGAUUUGUGUCGUCAUAAACUGAAAGAGAAAUGGGGGAGAAGCGCGAAUAUUAUAUCUGAUUGUACUUUUACGGUAUAUUGUAUAACAAACACGGGCAAUGUGAUUGUUUAACUAAAGUAUCUCAACAAAAAUAAAUUUUAUAUUUUGAAUUAUAAAAUUUAAUCCAUAAAAUCUCUCUAAUCGGCAUGGUGUCUUAAUUUUUUUGCUAAAAAAUUCAUAUUCUUAUUACAUAUAAUCGAAAACACACUUAUUUUUAAAGAAAAAUAAACAAACACGAUAAUAACAAAAACUGAACCAAUAAGCAUAUACAGAACCGUCAAUAAAAAGGCCAAAAUAGAACCAAAGUAUUAAUUUUUAAGGAUAUUUGGGACAAAAUACACAAUCCAAAAUGGCAAUAAAGGAUUUAUUGCAGCAUUUCCGGCCAGCUCAAUUGUAUAUAGUUUUAAUUUUAUCAAUAUGUUACUUUAGUCUUCAGAUGGUGUUAAGUCAUAUGACGCAUGGUCUGACCUUGCUCAUGUCAUCCUACCAUAUGCUGUGUAAUAUAUUUGCAUUAACAGGAUGCAUUAUAACGAUGAAGCACAACGACGGCAACUCAACUUGGGAUGACAACAUGGACUAUGAUAUUUCAAGAAAACCCAAGGAUGCUGAAGACAAAUUUAUCUGUGUGAAUCUCAGUGUUGAAGAGAAAUCACUACGGAAUAUUGAAAUUCGUGAAAGGAAGCUCAGAAACACAUUCGGUUGGGCUAGAAUUGAUGUUCUCACAAUGUUGAUAGUAUGCAUAUUUUUGGCUUCUCUUUCAUUUUCGCUGUUAGUAGAAGCGCUUCAAACGUUAAUUCACAUCGAUCAUCAAGACUCAAUGCACCUCCCAGUUCCUGUUCUCAUUCUGGGAUUUGUGGGUCUCAUAUUAAAUGGCAUUUGUUAUCUAAUUAUCGGUGGAUAUACUAUGCACCAGGGUAGUUUCUUACAUAUGACCUCUAACGGAGAUGUUAUCCUGGACAGUGAAAAACCAAACAAAGGAGAUUCAGCUGAAUGCGGCAUUGCAACAUCAUCUGCAGUAGCGAAUAAUUUAGAAGAGACCAACCCAAGAUUCAAAAAAGAAAAACAAAGUUUGGUUGACAUGUUUCGGGAUGUAUCCAGUACAUUAUUUGUCAUUGUUUGUGCUGUGAUUGUCUAUAUGUCGAAAGACGAGCACACAGCUAAAUUUAUUGAUCCUAUUAUAUCAAUAUUUUCGUGUGUGGUACUUGUCACGCUCAGCUAUCCAUACAUGAAGGAAUCGUGUCUCAUUUUGCUCCAAACUAUACCAGCUUCCAUUAAUAUUGACAUCUUUGAAAAGAAUUUGGAGACAAAAUUUCCAGAAAUCAUCAGUUAUCAUGACCUUCACAUAUGGCAAUUGACUUCAAACAAAUUUGUAUCAACAGUACAUAUCAAAUUUAAAAGUCAACAACUUUAUACCAAAAUAAUUGAUGACGUGAGGAAUUUUUUUAUAGACCAGGGAAUAACAAUUGUAACAAUACAACCGGAGUUUCAAGAUAUAAUAUCACCGGAUUCCAUAGAAUGUUUAGUUCAAUGCAAUGCAAGUGAUUGUAUCACUAAAGUUUGCUGUCAGCAGUCAAGAAACGAUCUUCAUGAACUGAUCUCUUCAAAUGGAGAUCUAAAAGCGAUAAAAAAUAUUUCAGAGCUCCAACAGGAAAAUAAAAUUCCGAAUACAUUGAAAACAAGCAAUUUAAUAGAAAGAUCACAGUCGGUAAAUAAUAUAACUUGUUGCCAUUCAAUUGACGUUCAAUGUGGUUCAAAAUUUAAUAGUAAAAAUACAACUGGUGGAAGAAAUAGCAUUUCGGUAACUGCGAUAUCUUCUUCGCCAAAUAUUAAUUUAACUCGACAUAACGAGGCCUAAGCUGAAAAUAUGAAUUAAUAUUAGUUUUAAAUAUUAAAUAAAAUUAAAUUUUUAAUUUUUACAAUUUGACGAUUGUAUGAAAUGGCAGCAAAGAAAUUAGAAAAUAUUUGUUUAAGAUAUAUUUUCAUACGAUGUACUUUUUUUUACUAAUGUUGUUUUAUAUUGUAAAGUAUGUACAAAGUGGUUCCAAAUACAAAUAUUGUAGGUAUUGUUUAAUCACUAUAAUGUUAUGUUUUAUAAAGGAAGUUGAAGACGCAAAUCUGUAUUAUUCUUAUUUGUUUUUAAAAAUAAAAGACCA
Molecule: messenger RNA, 2610 nt
Organism: Episyrphus balteatus (marmalade hoverfly)
Lineage: Eukaryota; Metazoa; Arthropoda; Insecta; Diptera; Syrphidae
Gene: ZnT77C
Product: zinc transporter 10
Exons: 4
Coding region: 807-2312 (501 amino acids)
Biological process (GO): detoxification of zinc ion; zinc ion transmembrane transport; intracellular zinc ion homeostasis
Cellular component (GO): membrane
Molecular function (GO): zinc ion transmembrane transporter activity
Source: RefSeq, a predicted model, not a curated record